ACCAUCGCACAAACGACCUUCCAUAAACAGCUGCAUGGACCAACAUGAUAACAUGAGUGAGUAUCAUUGGCAGGGAAAUUGAGCUCAUGUUCUCAAUCGGUCUACCAUGCAUCCUCUUACAGCCAUUUACCGACCUGUCGGAGACACUCUGCUUCGCGCGUAAAAGACAGAAGGAUCCGUGUGGCGGCAGACAUUUACUUCAACCCCCUCUCGAAUCUCAUAGCUUCCGGAAAGGACGAGCUCAACUUCGUCACAGAUUAUUACGGUUAUCCGCAAAGUCAUCAUGUCUCGCAGUGACUCGCCUGUUGGUGAGACUGAACCUCUACUCUACUCGAAGCCGCCGUGCAAAUCGCAGGCGCGCAAGGUCAUACUGCUCAUUGCACUCAUCGCAGCUAUCUCAAGCAUUUCGGGUAGCUUCAUCGGAUUGCCUUUUACAAGACUUGUUGAGAGUGCUAUUUGUCAAGGAUACUAUGAAUCGGGUCCAGAUCAUGGAGGGGAGCUUCUGCCUGCUCGCGAUGUGGAUGAGGCUGAUUGCAAGAUUGACGUGAUUCAAGCCAGACUUGCUUAUGUUCUUGCGAUACAAGAGAUACUGGAAGCGGUGUCGGGCUUUGCAUUUGCUUUGCCGUAUGGACUGCUGGCUGACAGGAUCGGCCGUACCAAGGUCCUCACUCUGUCCUUGUUCGGCAUCUUUCUGUCUGGCUGUUGGGCAGGUCUCGUAGUCUGGCAGCGCCACGUCUUCCCCAUCUGGACAAUAUGGUUCAUCUCCGCAUUCCAGAUGGUGGGUGGGGGUCAGGGCAUACCAAUGACCAUGAUCUAUACGAUGAUUGCAGAUGUCCAGACUGAAGCUGAACGCACCAACACGUUAUUCUACAUUAUGGUGUGUGCAAUGGUAACGGAACUCGUUGCUUCUAGUCUGACAGCAACCUUGAUGAGCAUCUCACCAUGGUUGCCUUUCUGCAUUGGUGUGUCUGUCAUUGGAAUCGUCACACUUAUCGCCAUGGCAAUACCCGAGACUCGUCCCAGUACCCCCUCAUCCGAGACUACCUCUGAACACGUUCCAAUUGCUCAACACUUACGCCACAUUGUCAAGAUGUUCACGUCCCGCUCCUUGUGUCUCAUCUUUCUCUCCUUCAUCGGCGAGCAUAUAGUCCUGAAGAAUAGCUUCUUCGCCGCUCGCUACAUCAGUAAACGAUUCUCCUGGCCACUAUCUCGAUACGGCUACUUCAUGUCUGCGAGGACUCUACUGGCAAUCCUUCUCUACGUCCUCAUCCUACCGCAAACAUCACAUUACCUGCUAAGUCGUCUAGACUGCACGCCCUUGAGAAAAGACCUCACCAUGGCGAGAAGCACAGCCAUCAUUCUCGCAAUAGGCUUACUCCUCGCAGCAGGGCCCUCGCUGCCUCUUGUACUGACUGGAUUCUUGUUGACGACGAUUGGAGCUUCCUCUACAGUGAUAUGUCGUAGUAUGGCAGUUCAGUUUGUGGACCCGGCACAUAUAGCCUCCAUGUACACGUUGCUCAAUCUCCUCAACUUUGCGGGUGCGAUGGUGGCAAGUCCAUUGUUGGCGGGAACGUUUGUUCUGGGUAUGAAGUGGAGUGGUGUCUGGCAGGGUCUUCCGUACAUGUGCUUGGGAGCCUUGGGUGUUGUCUCGGCGAUUGCGUUAGGCUUUGUUGAUGGUGGCGAUGGUAAGAUAGAGCAUGAUGAGGAUGAAGACGAGGCGCAAGACAAUGAGGGAUGAUCAGACAAGUGUGGUUCUGACUGACCGGACAGAACUAGCGCUUUGUAAUCAUGAUGGUGACCUAGAAUGACGGAUGCAAGAUUGAACGCAUGACUCAUCAGUGACAAGCUUGCAGUCACAGCAUAUAGAGAGCAAUGAAAUUGAAGUAUAUACGGACGGAGU
Messenger RNA from Aureobasidium subglaciale EXF-2481, 1900 nucleotides. RefSeq lists its product as uncharacterized. Gene Ontology annotation, molecular function: transmembrane transporter activity. The record is from RefSeq and is a predicted model, not a curated record. Gene Ontology annotation, cellular component: membrane. The transcript is spliced from 3 exons. Gene Ontology annotation, biological process: transmembrane transport. Bases 284 to 1738 code for a protein of 484 amino acids. NCBI's taxonomy places the organism in Eukaryota, Fungi, Ascomycota, Dothideomycetes, Dothideales, Saccotheciaceae.